Molecule: messenger RNA, 1352 nt
Organism: Impatiens glandulifera
Lineage: Eukaryota; Viridiplantae; Streptophyta; Magnoliopsida; Ericales; Balsaminaceae
Product: RHOMBOID-like protein 9, chloroplastic
Exons: 7
Coding region: 47-1270 (407 amino acids)
Cellular component (GO): membrane
Molecular function (GO): serine-type endopeptidase activity
Source: RefSeq, a predicted model, not a curated record
ACAUUUCACAUCGCCUCUGAUCUAUCUGGAGCUUCUUCAUCCUUUCAUGAUAAUCAUGGCUAGUUUUCCUAUUGCCCACAAAUUAAUAUUCAAGGAUCGAUUUUCUUGGUCCCUUAGCGAGAGAUAUAGAGGUUUGUUUCCAGUUUUGAAUGAUGAUGGAAGGAGAUGGUUGGGUUAUGCUUCUUGUAUUCCCUUUAGAGGGAAAACUAAGAACAUCAAUUAUGAAGAGGAAUCAGUACUGUCUAAGUUGAAUAAGAAGCAAUUAGAUUCCCUUGAUCAUUAUUUUGGAAGGCUUCACGAUUCCAACAACACUUCUUUGGAUUCGUUGAUUGAGAGAACAGUGGUUACUGAUCCAAGCACAAGUAAUCUUCUCAAAGGCAAAAGAUUACUAGAUGUUUAUCUAGGGAAAGUCACUAAAGAUGUUGAAGCUGAAGAAUCUGAAACAUAUCUGAAGGGAGAUAUAGGGAAAAGUGAUGAGUACAAGUUGAAAAGCUAUAGAAAUCUUAGAAACAACAAUCUCGAGAGUGGUUUUCAGAGUUCAUAUGAUGAAGCCUCUGAUCUUUAUGUGAUAAGUAUUUUGACUUCAAUAAACAUUGCAGUGUUUCUGUUUGAAAUAGCAAGUCCAAUUCAAAACUCGGAUUCAGAACUCUUUUUCACUCUUCCUUCAUUAUAUGGAGCAAAAGUAAACGACUUGAUCAUGACUGGAGAAUGGUGGAGGCUAGUGACGCCAAUGUUUCUGCAUUCAGGCAUUCUUCACAUUGCCCAUGGAUUUUGGGUGCUUCUCAAUUUUGGGCCUCAAGUUUGCAAAUUCUAUGGUUCAUUCACGUUUUUCUUGAUAUAUGUACUUGGAGGAAUCUCUGGUAACUUGACUAGUUUUCUUCAAACACCAGAGCCAAGUGUUGGUGGGACGGGACCAGUAUUUGCAAUUAUAGGAGCUUGGUUCAUCUAUCAUAUCCAAAACAAAGACAACAUAUUGAAAGAUGAUUUAGAGAUCAUGUUUCAGAAAGCAAUGAUAGCCACCGCCAUUGGUUCCAUAUUGAGCAUUUCUGGUCCAAUUGAUAACUGGACCCAUUUAGGAGCAGCUUUUACCGGUAUAAUCUAUGGCUUUUUUAUGCUGCAAAUGGACCAUGCAUCGCCAAAAACAAGUCAAAAGGAAGGAAUUGCACUCGUUACUCCAGUAGCCAAUCCAUGGAAAUCACUAUUGGUAUUCUUCAUCUUCAUUAUUGGAUUUCUCUCUUUACCAUUUGUUGUUGAACCACCCCUUAACUAAUAAAUAUGAAGUAUGUUUAAAAGUUUUCUUAUAAUAGUAUUUUGAUAGGAACAAUAAAAAUGAAGUUAAAGCUUUUACAUUA